Messenger RNA from Cladophialophora psammophila CBS 110553, 2226 nucleotides. RefSeq lists its product as uncharacterized. Bases 1 to 2226 code for a protein of 741 amino acids. The transcript is spliced from 4 exons. Gene Ontology annotation, molecular function: RNA polymerase II cis-regulatory region sequence-specific DNA binding; zinc ion binding; DNA-binding transcription factor activity, RNA polymerase II-specific. Gene Ontology annotation, cellular component: nucleus. The record is from RefSeq and is a predicted model, not a curated record. Gene Ontology annotation, biological process: DNA-templated transcription; positive regulation of transcription from RNA polymerase II promoter by galactose. NCBI's taxonomy places the organism in Eukaryota, Fungi, Ascomycota, Eurotiomycetes, Chaetothyriales, Herpotrichiellaceae.
AUGCUCGGUGCAAAUACAGAACGAUUACACAAUGCGAUAGGACAUUCCGAAGGCAGAGUUGGACAGUUUCCUCCGCCCAGACGAUCGCGCGCCAAAGACCCAGCCGCCCGGAAAAGGGCGGUAUACGUGGAGCAGGCUUGCAUGUUCUGCAAAGCCCGUAAGAUUCGUUGUGACGGCCAAUUGCCGUGCGUACCCUGUCAGCGGCGGUCAUCCAACUGCCGAUACAGUAAAAUCCACAGUGAGGCUCGGGGCAGCGUCAACGAGCAAUCAAGUGCAACCCCAGAAAGUCCGGUGUCAAGGACUCCAAACCAAGUUGGGUUGGCCGAGCUGACCGAUAUUGUUUCUCAGCUUCAGACAAAGAUUGCCGUUCUAGAACGCCAGCAGCACGAGUCGAGAAGCGAGAAGACAACCCAGAAUCAUGGCAACCUGAUCGAUCAGGACGUCCAGAACACCACUCAUGGACUGUCACCAGCUUUCGCAGGUCCUACCAGUGCAGAAUUCAGCUUGGGUGUGGCAGGCAUCAUCCUUCAGCAAGAAAGGGGCGCAAGCAAUGGAAGGCCGUGGCUCAAUGCAGAAUUGGCCGGAUCGGUUAAUUCUGAUGAAGAGGGAGAAAAUUCCUGCAACCUGCCUCUUAAUGAAACAUCUUCACCGCUGUACGGGUUACAAUUGCAGGAUGUACACCGAUUGAUCCAGCUUUACCACGAGUCCAUCGAAAUUCUGCAUCCAGUCGUGGACAGCAAGUCCUUGCAGCAGCUGGCCACUUCACUUUUUCAGGGUGUAGACUAUGCUGCGGAUCAUAUCACCUCUUCGCCUUGCUCUCCUUCUUUUUUAUCUGCAGAUGUCGAUAUUGCCCACCUGAAGAUGGUGGUGGCUAUUUCGUUACUUGCUGAAAGCGGAGGUUUCAACCCGGUGGCCAGAAAAAUUCACGACGACCUGAUCCCAGUCAUCACCAGUCAUAUCCUGGCCAAAACAUUCACCCUUGGGGGUCAAAUUCUCCUUCUUCUCACUGCGUUUUAUCACAUAUUUCAAGAUGACUCUCGCCUUGCUUCACGUUAUGUUAUCAUUGCAUCUCGUAUCAUGGUUGAAGCUGGGCUGCAUUUGAAAAAUGUACGCCGAAGCCACCUUGCCAGCGAUGCCGAAAACGCGCGAGUGCUUGUUGUGCUGUGGACUUGCAUGUAUCUCGAUCGUCAAUUAAACUUCAACGCCGGUCUUCCUUUGGGUCUGAAUGAUUCCGACAUUGAGAUUCCUGAAAUGGAAAAAAUGCCUCCCUAUUUGAAAGCAAUGACCUCCUACAUGAGAAUGGGGCCCCGUGCCUGGAACGCCAUGACAGAUGAGCGUGGCCAACUGAAAUGCACGAUCAGCAAAGAAGAUUUCGAGUUUAUCGAUUUUCAAGUACAACGCUGGGAGGAAAGCUUGCCUACAGAACUGCGUAUCCUCCAACAUCGGCCGCUUGUUGACCCAAACGAUUCUGUGAAAGCGCCUGACCGAGGGACUCAGCUCCUACGAUUCAUCUUAUACCUGCGCGCGAAUCAGUUCAAGAUUGUCCUUAUGCGGCCGCUAUUGUUUUCAACGCAAACAUUCCAACAGAAUAUCCAACAGGUAAUGCAUAUGACUCAGCUCGCAAAUGACAACAUUGAAAUGAUUGUCACAGCGGAUAAAACAUGCGGCUUGUACGCAAAGCAACAGCCGCUCUUCAACCUUUUCCUGUCAUCCGCGCUGUCUACACUACUCCUGAUAUACGUACACAGUUUGCCCGGUCAUGGAAUGGUUGCCAGUCGCGACGAUCUCCCAGAAAUGGUCAGGACGGUCCAACUUGGAAUAAACAAUGGGCUAGAACUCCUACGAUCGUACUCUCUCUCGCGCUCGUCGCAGCGGCUAUCGACAAAAAUCGCCAGCUUGUUGCAAUGUCUCGGAUUUUCGCUAUUGGCAAGCGAUAAUCAAACUGCCGGAGCGACAAAAGCUCCUUCUAGCUCAUCUUCAGAAGGUUCUCACCCUGUGACCAUCUCUCCACAACCCCCACGGGAGGGCUGUCUUUCUCAGGACUUUUCCGGCUGGCACAGUCUUCUCCCCGAUGACGGCCUGACGAGUGGUGGUAUUUUGCAGCAUCAGGCCUCUAGCAACCAAGCCUUCGCAAUUUCGGAAUUGGAUCAGGUGGCAUUCUGGAAUGGCAAAAAUUCUUUCGACAAUGAUAUCUUGCUGACGUUUAUGAAUGAGUUUUCAGGCUGA